Spea bombifrons (plains spadefoot toad) is the source of this 1665-nucleotide messenger RNA. RefSeq names its product stabilizer of axonemal microtubules 2 (gene SAXO2). The transcript is spliced from 4 exons. The coding region runs from base 69 to 1484 and encodes 471 amino acids. NCBI's taxonomy places the organism in Eukaryota, Metazoa, Chordata, Amphibia, Anura, Pelobatidae. Gene Ontology annotation, cellular component: centriole; cytoskeleton; ciliary basal body. The record is from RefSeq and is a predicted model, not a curated record. Gene Ontology annotation, biological process: microtubule anchoring. Gene Ontology annotation, molecular function: microtubule binding.
GUGCCUGGAUACAGAAAACCUUGGGAGAGAGUGUGACACGGUGCGGAGACCACAGCCGGAGGGGAGACAUGAAGCGUAAAUGUAUCUGCGAGAUCUGCACCUGCGGGCGCCACCAUUGCCCCCACGCACCUACAAUGAUUUUUGAAAAGUCUGAAAAGCCCUGUGUUCUCACUGAAUACGUGGAAAAAUACCCACAGUAUGAUCUUGUGCAGCCUCCUCAAAGUAUGAAGCCCAAGCAAGAAUACCAAGGAAACCGUGGAAAAAUUGAAGGACUAACAACCUUUAAGUCAGAUUAUCUCCCAUAUGAUGUUGUAAAUCGACCUGUGCGUGCUCAUGAAGAAUACAAACCGAAGCCGGGCCACAUCGACCUUGAAACAACCUAUCAUAAGGAUUUUAAUCCCUACAAAAUACAGCCUGUGGCACCGGUGCACCCAGUGGAUCAGCGGAAAAUGAAUGCUGGAAAGUUUGACGCUAACCCCACAUAUAAAGAUGAUUUCAGACCUUGGGAUAUUCAAAAAAGGGAACUUGCAAAAAAGGAAAGAGUUUAUCAGCCUCCAACAGAGAAGUUUGGUAACUCCACUACCUUCCAGGAUGAUUUUUUUCCAAAAGAUCUUAUGCCAAGAGAAAGCUUUAAGCCAUCAGGUAUUGCCAAGCUUAGCGACAUUCCUUUUGAUGGUACAACCAACCAUCGUGUAUCCUACGUUCCAUAUGAAUUGGAGCCAAGGUUUGCAAGAAAGAAGCAAGAGUAUAAGCCUAACAGCCAACCGUUUGAUGAUCUUACCACUCAUCGAAUCAACUAUAAGGGUGCCCCGGGAGAGAUAACUCAGAGCUACAAACCAGAGGCUGGUAAGGUUGGUAGCAGUGCACGUUUCGAGGGAAGCACUGAAUUCAAAGAUAGUUUUCAGCCUUGGUCUCUUCCCUUGCACCACGUUCAUAAAGCUGAAGAGUAUGUUCCACCCAGUACUCACAUGGCGCUAGAUACUACAACUCACACAGAUUACGUCCCGCACCAGUUGAAUUUUGUUGCCCCCAUCAGACCUGUGUCCCACGGAAGACGUAGCAAUGUACCCUUCCAAGGCAAUACUACAAUGAAAGAAGAUUUUAGAGCGUGGGAAACUGGUCGUCAACAAAUAAUCAAAAAAGAUCAUCAAAUCCCAAAGCCAUGUGGAAAAUUUGAAGGUUUAACUACAUUCAGGUCUCAUUACCUACCCCAUGAGAUCAAUCCAACUCAAAGUUACAAGCCUUCAAACAUGCCUCUCCGGAGUUCGGCUCCCUUUGAAGAUGGAACCAUGUAUCGUUCAGAUUAUACACCCAAGAGAAAUGAAAUCUGUCCAGCAAAUUAUCCAUCUCCACCUGGCUACAUAUUUGAAAAUAUUGAUAAUCGAGGCCACAGAAUGUUUCGGAAGAUUCUUACUCCAGAAAUGAAUGCAUUUUCCAAGAAAAAUGGAAAUAGCGCUGCACGGGCUAUUGCUGUGAUGUCUUAAAACAGAAAGAUUGUAUUUUACCAACUGAUUAUUAUGUAACAAUACUACUGUAAGCAUCGUAGUUUUCACCAAUUAAUUUUUUUUUCUCACUUUUACUUUCUUUACUCUUAAAUGCUAGAUAAGUGAACUCUUAUAGCAUAUAUUCAAUACCAGCAAAUAAAACUAAACUAGAUUUGCUUGA